AUGGAUCCUGUAACGACAGCACUACUGCCGUCGCCUCAUCGGGCGGCUUCACAAUUUAGUCAACUCAUCGUGCCAACUUGCACGUUCGAGACUGCGCCAUCGCUUGACCUCCUCAUAGUCCCUGGUGGACAAGGAACGCGGGAUCCGAAGAUUUCCAAGGCCGUCUCGUUUGUAACAAGAGUUUACCCGUCGCUGCAACAACUCAUUGCUGUCUGUACUGGCGUUGGAAUCGCGGCACAGGCGGGAGUGCUGGAUGGCAAGCGCGCCACAACAAACAAACUCUCAUGGGAUUCUACAGUAGCUUUACGCCCAGAAGUCGAUUGGGUUUACCAGUCCCGUUGGAUUUGUGACGGAAACAUAUGGACUUCUUCGGGUAUUAGUGCAGGUAUUGACGUGACUCUCGCAUGGAUCGAGUCAAGCUACGGUGAAACAACCGCAACAGCCAUCGCAAAUAGGAUGGAGUAUGUACGGGCCACAGAUCCCUCUCAGGACCCCUUUGCUACGCUAUACAAGAAGGAGACGAGUUAG
Pestalotiopsis fici W106-1 is the source of this 528-nucleotide messenger RNA. RefSeq lists its product as uncharacterized. Bases 1 to 528 code for a protein of 175 amino acids. The record is from RefSeq and is a predicted model, not a curated record. NCBI's taxonomy places the organism in Eukaryota, Fungi, Ascomycota, Sordariomycetes, Amphisphaeriales, Sporocadaceae. The transcript has a single exon.